AUGGCCGCGUCGUCGACGACGGUGGAUUUCACGGCGCGCAGGCGCCACCCGGAGCUCGUCGCGCCGGCCGGGCCGACGCCGCGCGGGCUCAGGCGGCUCUCCGACAUCGACGACCAGGACAGCUUCCGGUUCUACCGCUCCGUCAUCUACUUCUACCGGUCCGGCGGCGGCGGCGGCGGCGUUGACCCGGCCAGGGUUAUCCGCGACGCGCUGGCAGCGGCGCUCGUGCACUACUACCCGAUCGCCGGGAGGAUCCGGGAGCUGCCCGGGAGGAAACUCGUGGUGGACUGCACCGGCGAGGGGGUCUCGUUCGUCGAGGCCGACGCCGACGUCGCGCUGGAGGAGUUCGGUGACGUGCUGUGCCCGCCGAUCCCUUGCGCCGGCGAGCUCCUCUCCCUGCCGGAGAGCAACUCCGCCGUCGUCACCAACCGACCACUUCUCUACGUGCAGGUGACGAGACUGAAGUGUGGCGGAUUCGUGUUCGGCACCCAGAUCUGCCACAACCUCGUCGACGCAGCGGGGAUCACGCAGUUCUUGCAAGCCGUCGGCGAGCUCGCGAAAGGCAUGGCGGUGCCCAGCGUCCGACCGGUGUGGGCGCGGGAGCUGUUCGACGCGCGCGACCCGCCUCGUCCGGCGUUCGACCACCCCGAGUACGAGCCGGCGUCCGACGUGGGCAACGACAGGCUCCGGCCAGGCGACGAGCUCGUGCACCGCAGGUUCCUCUUCGGCCCCGGGGACAUCGCCGCGCUACGGCACCAGCUCUCGCCGCCGGCGCGCCUGAGGACCCCGUGCUCGCGGUUCCUCCUGCUCUCCGCGUUCACGUGGCGCUGCCGCACCGCCGCGCUAGGGUACGCGCCCGGCGACGAGGUGCGGUUCAUGUUCGUCGUGAACGUCCGCGGCCGUCGUACCCCGCCGCUCCCCGAGGGGUUCUACGGGAACGCGCUCACGUUCGGCGUGGCGCGGACGACGGCCGGCGAGCUCUGCUCGGGCACGCUGUCCCGUGCCGUGGAGCUGGUCGCGGCGGCGAGGGCGCGGGCUAUGGACGACGGGUACGCGCAGUCGGUGGCCGACACGCUGGUGCUCCGGGGCCGGCCGCGGUUCACCACGGCGCGGACGUACCUGGUGACCGACCUGACGAAGUCACGGCUGCACGAGGUGGACCUAGGGUGGGGCAAGCCGUUGUUCGGCGGGCCGGCCACGACGACGCUGGCCACGUUCCACAUGCCGGCCGGCGGCGGCGCGAUCGCCGUGCCGAUGUGCCUGCCGCCACGCGCCAUGGAGAGGUUCGCGGCCGCCGUGCGGGCGGGGCUCGCGGCGGAGACGGUCGUGCUGUCGAAGAUGUAGCGUUGAUUCGCAAGGCUAUGAUUGGGUGGAGAUUUGUAUAGCAAUGGCAGGAUAGCACAGUGAAACAUAGAGAGAAAUCAGUAACACACUGUAGCAGAUGCACGUAUGGUACGGUAGAUAAAAGAAUAAUAAAUUUAUUGUCCUGUACCGUAGUGGUGCAUUGUAGUAGAUUAAUUCAUAGCCAUAGAUGUCAAAACGAAUGGAUAAAAUUAUUUCAAUGUCACCAUA
Messenger RNA from Oryza brachyantha (malo sina), 1572 nucleotides. RefSeq names its product benzyl alcohol O-benzoyltransferase-like. The coding region runs from base 1 to 1344 and encodes 447 amino acids. NCBI's taxonomy places the organism in Eukaryota, Viridiplantae, Streptophyta, Magnoliopsida, Poales, Poaceae. The record is from RefSeq and is a predicted model, not a curated record. The transcript is spliced from 2 exons.